This is a messenger RNA of Mus musculus (house mouse), 4430 nucleotides long. It is a transcript of the gene Ada, whose product is annotated as adenosine deaminase. The transcript has 12 exons. Gene Ontology annotation, cellular component: cytoplasmic vesicle lumen; plasma membrane; lysosome. Lineage: Eukaryota; Metazoa; Chordata; Mammalia; Rodentia; Muridae. The record is from RefSeq and is marked validated. Bases 87 to 1145 code for a protein of 352 amino acids. Gene Ontology annotation, molecular function: 2'-deoxyadenosine deaminase activity; adenosine deaminase activity; deaminase activity. Gene Ontology annotation, biological process: purine ribonucleoside monophosphate biosynthetic process; adenosine catabolic process; response to purine-containing compound.
GAGAGCCAUCGGGAAGCGACCCUGCCAGCGAGCCAACGCAGACCCAGAGAGCUUCGGCGGAGAGAACCGGGAACACGCUCGGAACCAUGGCCCAGACACCCGCAUUCAACAAACCCAAAGUAGAGUUACACGUCCACCUGGAUGGAGCCAUCAAGCCAGAAACCAUCUUAUACUUUGGCAAGAAGAGAGGCAUCGCCCUCCCGGCAGAUACAGUGGAGGAGCUGCGCAACAUUAUCGGCAUGGACAAGCCCCUCUCGCUCCCAGGCUUCCUGGCCAAGUUUGACUACUACAUGCCUGUGAUUGCGGGCUGCAGAGAGGCCAUCAAGAGGAUCGCCUACGAGUUUGUGGAGAUGAAGGCAAAGGAGGGCGUGGUCUAUGUGGAAGUGCGCUAUAGCCCACACCUGCUGGCCAAUUCCAAGGUGGACCCAAUGCCCUGGAACCAGACUGAAGGGGACGUCACCCCUGAUGACGUUGUGGAUCUUGUGAACCAGGGCCUGCAGGAGGGAGAGCAAGCAUUUGGCAUCAAGGUCCGGUCCAUUCUGUGCUGCAUGCGCCACCAGCCCAGCUGGUCCCUUGAGGUGUUGGAGCUGUGUAAGAAGUACAAUCAGAAGACCGUGGUGGCUAUGGACUUGGCUGGGGAUGAGACCAUUGAAGGAAGUAGCCUCUUCCCAGGCCACGUGGAAGCCUAUGAGGGCGCAGUAAAGAAUGGCAUUCAUCGGACCGUCCACGCUGGCGAGGUGGGCUCUCCUGAGGUUGUGCGUGAGGCUGUGGACAUCCUCAAGACAGAGAGGGUGGGACAUGGUUAUCACACCAUCGAGGAUGAAGCUCUCUACAACAGACUACUGAAAGAAAACAUGCACUUUGAGGUCUGCCCCUGGUCCAGCUACCUCACAGGCGCCUGGGAUCCCAAAACGACGCAUGCGGUUGUUCGCUUCAAGAAUGAUAAGGCCAACUACUCACUCAACACAGACGACCCCCUCAUCUUCAAGUCCACCCUAGACACUGACUACCAGAUGACCAAGAAAGACAUGGGCUUCACUGAGGAGGAGUUCAAGCGACUGAACAUCAACGCAGCGAAGUCAAGCUUCCUCCCAGAGGAAGAGAAGAAGGAACUUCUGGAACGGCUCUACAGAGAAUACCAAUAGCCACCACAGACUGACGCAGGGCGGGUCCCCUGAAGAUGGCAAGGCCACUUCUCUGAGCCUCAUCCUGUGGAUAAAGUCUUUACAACUCUGACAUAUUGACCUUCAUUCCUUCCAGACCUUGGAGAGGCCAGGUCUGUCCUCUGAUUGGAUAUCCUGGCUAGGUCCCAGGGGACUUGACAAUCAUGCACAUGAAUUGAAAACCUUCCUUCUAAAGCUAAAAUUAUGGUGUUCAAUAAAGCAGCUGGUGACUGGUAUCUUGCAGCACAUGGUGAAUAUGGUCUCGGGGCUGCUGGCUAGGAUGCUAAGAAAGGAGGAGCCCUGGGCCCUACGCUGAGUGUCAGGCUGGGGAGCCAGGGUCUCUUUCCUGCAGAAGCGAUUCUUUCCCAGAGGGGCUGUUGGAGCAGAUGCUCCUGAACUCUCCGCCCCUUUAACCAGUCCUUUGGAUUUAUUUUUAUUAUUUUUAAAUAUUUAAUUAUGUUUAUGUAUAUGGGUGUUUUGCCUGCUUGUAUGUAUAUGCAUCAUGUGUGCCUGGUGCCAGAGGUCAGAAAAGGGUACCACCUCCCCUGGUACUGGAAUUUAGGUAGUUCUAACCCACCAUGUGCCCAUGUGCCCACCAGUGGACAGCAAGUGAGAGCCGACUCUCUCUUCCUACCCUGUCAGCCCCAGGGAUGAACUCAGGCUGCCAGGCUGGGUAGUAAGUCUCUACCCACUGAGCAUCUCACAGGCCCUUUUCAGGCUGUGGCAGGUGUGGGCUGUGGGUGGGUGAGGUGAGGAAGGACUCAUGAGAUGCCACAUGAGGGGUUGUGCUGGUCACCACAGGAUAGAGGGCAGCAGUGGGGCCCUGCAGGGUGAGGAUGUGGGGAUGCAGAGCCCAGCUGUGCAGUUGAUAGUUAAAAGAAAAGAUCAUAAGCCAGUCACACAAACCACCAGCAUUUAUUUCCUGGGCCUAAGUAUCAGUCUCUUGGUACAAAGGGCAAAGAAUUGGUCAGUUAGUUUUGAGUCCAAAUCCUUUCCCAAAACUGGAUCUGUGAGGCUCCAUGAGGAAACUUAGAGCUGCAUAGAUCAUCAGAACUGAGCUUUAAACGGCUUUCAAAACAAAACCAAAACCAAAAACCAAAACAGAAGAAAAGUGAUUGUCAGCUCCCCUCUCUCUCUGAAAAAGUUAUGUUUUUAAAAAAUGUAAAAGAGGCUUUAAAAAAGGGCUAGGAAGAUCUUCCUGACAGACAGGCUGGCUGGAGGGUGAGUGGUGACAGGACAGUCCCUGUCCAGGUGGCGGCUGCUCACCUAGGGGCAGGGCCUGGCUCGAGCCCCGCCUAGCUGAAUAAAUAACAUCUCAUGGUGCUGGUGUCUUCAGAGUGAACCUGGGCACCGUGGGGAGGUGGGGAAGGGUGGAGCCUGUGCUGUGGGUGGAGGACUUGGCUGGAGUGGGGGCCACAGAGGACUCCAUGAGGCUCUCAGUCCGCCUGGCUGGCCAGGGCUCCAGUCCGAGAGGUACAGCAGGUCUCUUCCAGCCUUGCGACCACAGGCAGACUCAGGAUGAGGUGUUCGCAUCACUGCUCUCAGGCUGGCUGCUGGCUUCCUUGUCGGGGGUACUUCCCUCUGCCUGUCCUUCUGCAGGGGAAAAGAAGAGUGCAUUUUCUUCUUUCACCCAUUUACAUGUGAGAAGCACAGGGGGCCUGGAAGGAGCAGCCACACUGAUGACCGGGGCCAGCCUUGGAAGUAGGCUAAUGGGUUCGUUAGGGAGGGCGUGGCCAAGGCCGGAGAGACAUUUAACCUGCUCUCAGGUCUCCUUUUACCAUGGGAAGGCUGCCAGGGCUGCUGGUAUACUAAAACUCAGUACAGGUCAGGACUACAGACCUGCUGAUCAGCAUGUCCUCUCUAGAGGGAGAAUGUUAAGUUCCCAGCAGGACGUAUGUGCUUAGCAAAUGGGAGUUUCCUCAAACACCAUAUAGGAGCUGAAACCAGUGGGCAGCUCAUGCGUGCCCACUGUGGCCUGCACAUCCUAAGGUAGAGGAUACCUGACUCUGAAUACCACUGGCAGCAUCCAGCCCUGCUCUAUUCCAGCCAGCCAGAAACAUGGGCUGGAAUAAGGGACAGCAGCAGGCUGGGGAGCCACCUGGCCUGGCCUCCAAGUCCCUACCUGAUCUGGUCCUCACUCGAAGCUUCUCUGAAGCCCUGAUGGAAGGUGGGACCAGCAGCUUCUGCCCCACCCACUUGCUAGCAGCUUGUAUUGUUAUUCAGCCCUCUCAGGGCCAGCAUCCUCCACAGAUGCUGGUUAUGGACAAAACUCAACCAGCAAUGCAGUCUCAAGCCCCAGGGAUCUUGGUGCCACUGAAGGUGCAUGUCAUUCUGCCAUUAGGCCUGUCUUUAAGUCUAUGUUGAGCUCUGGGUCUGGAAUUCUGUCAAACAAUCCACACAGCAACCUGAAGGUGUGGUUAAGGUCAUGACACCCAUAAGGAAACAAGCUUAGAGGGGCAAGAUACCUGCAACCAAAGGGGAGAGCCUGCUUACUGCUGAGCCCCACUUCUUCCUCUAAGCUGCAUUCUCCUGCAUUCAUAGAGGCAUGUUGGCAGGACGGCCUCCCAUUGCCCUACACAGCAGUCUUUGGCUCUGAGUGCUCAUGGAAGUAAAUAGUGUGGACAGAACUUGGUACUGUGGCUCAAGUAUGUGCCAAUCUGAGCCUGCCUGUCCUGAAGCGGCCUCCUCUGAGGAUGGGGGCUGAACCAAGAUUCAGCCACAAAGUUCUCCUGGUCUCUGGAGGCCUAACACCCCUGAGGUACUAGGUUCAUUUGUGAAGCCCCCGUGAACUGAGACCCUUUAAAUCCCCCAUUGUCUCUGCUGUUCACUCCACUGCUCGAGACUACAGGCAAGGCACUUUAUAGUAACCAACCUGGCAGGGAUGAAGAUAUCCUGAAGAGACUCUGUCCUUCACCUUGGCUGUCAGACUAUUGAAACAUUGGGCCCCCAAGAAAUUAUAUAUUCCCAAGGAUCUCCUGCUGAAGAAGAAAAGCCUGAGCCUGAGCCAACCACGGGGACUUUUCUCCAGGAAGGGGUUCUGUGACUUGCCAGUGACUGAGGAUAGUGGGCCCUGGACAAUGAAGGAGCAGUGAUGGGCAGACCACACCUUGUGAGGACAGCCUGGGUGUGCACAACGCUGGCCUCUACUUAAACCUACCCUCAUGGCAGAGCCCAAAAGAUGAACUUGGAGGGAUCAUCUGACCUCUCUGUCCCUCUUCCCAAUGUGGCCAUGCUGAAUAAAUUGCCUUUUGUUGUUCUUCAUUUUAA